This is a messenger RNA of Lentinula edodes (shiitake mushroom), 627 nucleotides long. RefSeq lists its product as uncharacterized. The record is from RefSeq and is a predicted model, not a curated record. The transcript has 5 exons. NCBI's taxonomy places the organism in Eukaryota, Fungi, Basidiomycota, Agaricomycetes, Agaricales, Omphalotaceae. The coding region runs from base 1 to 627 and encodes 208 amino acids.
AUGAUCUAUCAUGAAAUCUCUGGCACAAUAGUCUCCCCGUACCUAUCAAGCCACAUUCUCACCACGAUACACCAGGCUGGCCUAUGGAGAGUGUAUUGUACUGCGAAUGUGUACAUGGCUUUAGAGGGUAAAACAUAUAACAAGAAAGCAAUUAUCAUAAAAAAAGUAACGAUCAUUACGAGCAAAGGCAAGCAAGGGGUUGCACAUACAAAAGAGUCUGGAUGCAAGAAAGGAGUGGGGAAACGAAGUGCAAGGAAGAAGUCACAGGAACGCAUCAAUGAAAAUCGUGGACGAAGGCUUGGGACCGUGGCAAACGGGGGUGAUUCAAAGAACAUUGCUGGGAUACUAGAAGCGGAGAAGAGUAGUGCGGAAAUUACACAAAUGGUGAUAACAUUGACAGCUUCUGGGGAACAUGAUGCAGCGUUGAGUGCAGGGAAAGAUACAGAGCGCUCUAGAGAUUUACAGUUCGUCAGUUCAAGUCCACGUCACUUUGAUGAGAACAACAUGUCAGAUCAUGUCAACGCUGAAAGAUCUGUCCGGAAGGAGCAGACAGAUAGCAAUGUCGGAUGCUCUAAUCCAUCUACAGUCUUCCGCAGGACCAAGGUGAAAGAAGACAAGGACAAUUGA